This is a messenger RNA of Phycomyces blakesleeanus NRRL 1555(-), 1617 nucleotides long. RefSeq lists its product as hypothetical. Lineage: Eukaryota; Fungi; Mucoromycota; Mucoromycetes; Mucorales; Phycomycetaceae. The transcript is spliced from 7 exons. The coding region runs from base 7 to 1443 and encodes 478 amino acids. The record is from RefSeq and is a predicted model, not a curated record. Gene Ontology annotation, biological process: proteolysis. Gene Ontology annotation, molecular function: metallodipeptidase activity.
ACAAAAAUGUCAACCGAGAACGUAGAUAAAUUCUUGGAUCAUAUUGAGAAGCACCAAGAUAGCCUUGUCGAGCGACUCAGACAGGCUGUUGCUAUCCCAAGUGUGAGUGGAGAUCCAGCUCAUCGUCCAGAUGUUUUUCGCAUGGGCGAAUUCUUAGUUAAAGAAUUAAAAAAUCUCGGUGCAAGUGUAGAAACACGCGAUCCGGGAGAGCAAGACUUCCACGGUACUACUUUGAAGCUUCCUCCUGUUGUACUCGCUACCAUUGGCACAGAUCCAGCCAAAAAGACCCUCUUGGUUUAUGGACAUUAUGAUGUUCAGCCUGCGCUUAAAGAAGAUGGCUGGAACACUGAUCCCUUUACACUAGUUGAAGAUGAAAAGAACCGUCUCAUUGGUCGCGGAAGCACCGAUGAUAAGGGUCCUAUUCUUGGCUGGAUCAAUGUUGUUGAGGCUCACAACAAGCUUGGCCUUGAAUUGCCCGUCAAUCUCAAGUUCUGUUUGGAGGGUAUGGAGGAGUCUGGCUCUGAAGGCCUCGAAGCGAUCAUUCAUCAGGAGGCAGACAAGUAUUUUAAGACUGUUGAUGUUGUCUGUAUCUCAGACAACUACUGGCUUGGUACUAGCAAGCCAUGCCUGACCUAUGGUCUCCGCGGUGUAUCUUACUUCCAUCUUACUGUCGAAGGACCCAAAGCUGAUUUGCACAGUGGUGUGUUUGGUGCCACAAUCCAUGAACCUAUGACUGAUUUGUUUGCAAUAAUGAGCCAGCUGGUUGAACCCAAUGGUCGCCUCUUGAUCCCAGGAAUCUAUGAUCUUGUUCGCCCUUUGACUGAUGUGGAGGAGAAGACCUAUGAGAACCUUGAUUUUAGUAUCCAAGAUCUUCAUGAUGCUGUUGGUAAUGAGAUCAAUCUUCACAACACUGUUCGUGACACCCUCCAACACCGCUGGAGAUUUCCUUCAUUGUCACUGCAUGGUAUCCAAGGUGCAUUCUAUAACCCUGGAGACAAGACUGUUAUACCUGCCAAAGUUACCGGAAAGUUCUCUAUUCGUACUGUUCCAGAUAUGGAGAUUCCUAUUGUAGAAUCUCUAACUGCAAAAUACGUCCAGAGCUUGUUCGAUAAGCUUGGAAGCAAAAAUACAAUGCAGCUCAAAUGCACACACAGUGGUGACUAUUGGCUUGCCAGUCCCGAUCACUGGAACUACGUUGCUGCUUCCAAGGCUGUUAAGAAAGUUUUUGGGGUUAUGCCAGAUUUGACCCGUGAAGGUUGCUCGAUUCCAAUCACAUUAACUUUCCAGGAAGCUCUUGGAAAAAAUGUUUUGUUGCUUCCUAUGGGACGUGGUGAUGAUGGCGCACAUUCUAUCAACGAAAAGCUGGAUAGAUCUAAUUAUGUAUCAGGUACAAAAUUGCUGGGAACAUAUCUAUACGAGGUGGCCGCAUCAAAAGGCGAAUAAACAUUCAGAGAAAGAUAUAUUGCAUAGUGUUAUGUAGUAUGUAUUUAUACCUUUAGCAGAUUGAUAUUAUGGCUUACAAUAAAGUUUAUCUGUCGUUGUAAAAUGGUAGCAAGUUAGUUUACGUUUGUAGAAGAGUUGUUUGAUACCAGUCGAAAUUAUAUUUGCUCAUCAACU